GCACUUAUUUGCUCUUUCUGUCAGUACUCCUGAAUUAGAGGGUGCCACACUUCCAGGUGAGGGUGGUGGACCAAGGUUAAAAGCGACAAAGAAACAGUAAAAAGCAAAGAGAAGCAAAAGAGCGCGGAUAGGCCUGGUUAGUCUAUCCAGAAGGGAUGGAGAACGCACACGCCAAGACCCCGGCAGAAUGCCUGGCUCACUUUGGGGUCAACGAGAACACCGGCCUCACUCCUGACCAGUUCAAGAAGAACCUGGAGAAGUACGGCUACAAUGAGCUGCCCGCUGAGGAAGGCAAGAGCAUCUGGGAGCUGAUCAUUGAGCAGUUCGAGGACCUGCUUGUCAGGAUCUUGCUGCUGGCUGCCUGCAUCUCUUUUGUGCUGGCCUGGUUUGAGGAGGGUGAGGAGACCGUCACUGCCUUUGUGGAGCCCUUUGUCAUCCUUCUCAUUCUCAUUGCAAAUGCAAUCGUUGGAGUGUGGCAGGAGCGUAAUGCUGAAAGUGCCAUCGAGGCUCUCAAGGAGUACGAGCCUGAGAUGGGCAAGGUUUAUCGUUCUGACAGAAAGAGCGUGCAGAUGAUCAAGGCCAGAGAAAUUGUCCCUGGAGACAUCGUUGAGGUGUCAGUUGGUGACAAAGUCCCCGCUGACAUCAGGAUUACUUCCAUCAAGUCCACCACCCUGCGUGUUGAUCAGUCCAUCCUCACUGGUGAAUCUGUCAGUGUGAUCAAGCACACUGAAGUUGUUCCCGACAUGAGAGCUGUCAACCAGGACAAGAAAAACAUGCUUUUCUCUGGUACCAACAUCGCAGCUGGCAAGGCCAUUGGUGUGGCUAUUGCCACCGGAGUCGGCACUGAGAUUGGGAAGAUUCGUGACCAGAUGGCUGCCACUGAGCAGGAGAAAACUCCUCUGCAGGCCAAGCUAGACGAGUUUGGCGAGCAGCUGUCCAAGGUUAUCUCCCUGAUCUGUGUUGCCGUCUGGGCUAUCAACAUUGGCCACUUUAAUGACCCUGUCCACGGAGGAUCUUGGAUCCGCGGUGCCGUCUACUACUUCAAGAUCGCUGUUGCUCUGGCUGUGGCUGCCAUCCCUGAGGGUCUGCCUGCUGUCAUCACCACCUGCCUGGCUCUUGGAACCCGCCGUAUGGCCAAAAAGAACGCCAUUGUCAGAAGCCUGCCUUCUGUGGAGACUCUGGGCUGCACCUCCGUCAUCUGCUCUGAUAAGACUGGCACCCUCACAACCAACCAGAUGUGUGUGACCAAGAUGUUUGUGAUCAAGAACGCCGAUGGGGACCAUGUUGAUCUUGAUGCCUUUGAUAUCUCUGGCUCCAAAUACACCCCAGAAGGCGAGGUGACACAAGGAGGUGCCAGGACAAACUGUAGCCAGUAUGAUGGCCUGGUUGAGCUGGCCACCAUCUGCGCCCUCUGCAACGACUCCUCCCUGGACUACAAUGAGUCCAAGAAGAUAUAUGAGAAAGUCGGUGAGGCAACUGAGACUGCCCUGUGCUGCUUGGUUGAGAAGAUGAACGUGUUUAACACCAAUGUAAAGAACCUUUCCAGGGUCGAGAGGGCCAACGCCUGCUGCUCUGUGAUCAAACAGCUCAUGAAGAAGAACUUCACUCUGGAGUUUUCCCGUGACAGAAAGUCCAUGUCUGUGUACUGCACCCCAGCUAAAGGUGACGGUGGUGCCAAAAUGUUUGUCAAGGGUGCCCCUGAAGGUGUGAUUGACAGGUGCGCAUAUGUGCGUGUUGGCACCACCCGUGUGCCCCUUACCAAUGCCAUCAAGGACAAGAUCAUGGCUGUUAUCAAGGAAUGGGGAACCGGCCGCGACACCCUCCGUUGCCUGGCCCUGGCUACACGUGACACGCCCCUGAAGGUGGAAGAGAUGGUCCUUGAGGAUUCCACCAAGUUUGUUGAUUAUGAGACUGACUUGACUUUUGUUGGCUGCGUGGGAAUGCUGGAUCCUCCUCGCAAGGAGGUGACUUCCUCCAUUGAGUUGUGCAGAAAUGCCGGAAUCCGUGUCAUUAUGAUCACUGGCGAUAACAAGGGAACAGCUAUUGCCAUCUGCCGUCGUAUUGGCAUCUUCUCUGAAGAUGAGGAUGUUUCUGGCAAGGCCUACACUGGACGUGAGUUUGACGAUCUGCCCCUCCAUGAGCAGGCUGAGGCCGUCCGCAGAGCAUGCUGCUUCGCCCGUGUUGAGCCAGCCCACAAGUCCAAGAUUGUCGAGUUCCUGCAGGGUUUUGAUGACAUUACAGCUAUGACUGGUGAUGGUGUGAACGAUGCCCCCGCCCUGAAGAAGGCCGAGAUCGGCAUCGCUAUGGGCUCUGGCACUGCCGUUGCCAAGUCUGCCUCUGAGAUGGUCCUGGCUGACGACAACUUCUCUUCCAUUGUGGCUGCUGUUGAGGAGGGCAGAGCUAUCUACAACAACAUGAAACAAUUCAUCCGCUACCUCAUCUCCUCCAACGUCGGUGAGGUCGUCUGUAUCUUCCUGACUGCUGCUCUUGGCCUGCCCGAGGCUCUGAUCCCUGUCCAGCUGCUCUGGGUCAACUUGGUGACUGAUGGUCUGCCUGCCACCGCCCUUGGCUUCAACCCUCCUGACUUGGACAUCAUGGGCAAACCCCCACGUUCCCCCAAGGAGCCCUUGAUCUCUGGCUGGCUUUUCUUCAGAUACAUGGCCAUUGGAGGUUAUGUCGGUGCUGCCACUGUCGGUGGUGCUGCCUGGUGGUUCCUCUACGAUCCAACUGGCCCUGAAAUCACUUACUACCAGCUGUCCCACUUCAUGCAGUGCCACGCUGACAAUGAGGACUUUGCCGGCAUUGACUGCGAGAUCUUUGAAGAGUGUCCUCCCAUGACCAUGGCCUUGUCUGUGUUGGUCACCAUCGAGAUGUGCAAUGCCCUUAACAGCUUGUCUGAGAACCAGUCUCUGGUGCGUAUGCCCCCAUGGAGCAACUUCUGGCUGCUCGCUGCCAUGACCCUGUCCAUGAGCCUGCACUUCAUGAUCAUCUAUGUUGAUCCUCUGCCUAUGAUCUUCAAGUUGAAACAUUUGAGUGUAGAUCAGUGGAUGGUGGUCUUGAAGCUUUCAUUCCCCGUCAUUCUUAUUGAUGAGGUGUUGAAGUUCGUCGCCCGCAACUACGUCGAGAAAUAAAUCAAUCAACCACCUCCAUUAGCCUUUAACUAAAGAAGGCUCAGACGUAAAACAUUAGAGACGUAGGAGAAGAUGAUCCUUAGGGUUGGAAAGAACGAGGCGGUGAAGAAAGAACAACCAAAGAGGGGAGCCAUAGUGAGCCAACCAAUAGAAAAGAGAGGAGAAAACACCACUAAAAUUAUUUAUAUAAAAAAAUUGCCAAAUAUCUGAAGAAAAACAGUGUCCAUGUAAAGGAGAUUAAUUAAAAGAAGAGAAACUUCCUAACUACAAAAAAAAAUUAAAACGUUAAUAAAAAUUCUAUUCUCAGAGAUCAAGUAUGUAUUAAAAGUGUUUCUUUUUCUUUUUUGUUAACCUUGAAUAUUCUCAGCUGUUGUGUUCAUGUGUCCUCUGUCCAUUUUCAUAAGAUUGACUUUCCAGCUGGUUACUCUAGUCUUUGUUGCUUGUGUCUCGUGCAGCCGUCCUGCUUUAGCCGGGCUCUGUAAAGUGUGGUGCAGGUUUUCAUAGGGGCAAAAACAAAAAAACAUGCCUCCAGCUGCCUACAGUCUCUAUAGGCACCUAUGCAGUCAGCGGACUCUGCUGGAGGUCACAUGACAUAAAAUGGGCAUGUCCACAACACUUCUGGUCUUAUUUAUUUGUUUACGUGAUAAGCUCUAAUAAAGUGAUGAUUUAAAACUCA
Molecule: messenger RNA, 3807 nt
Organism: Oryzias latipes (Japanese medaka)
Lineage: Eukaryota; Metazoa; Chordata; Actinopteri; Beloniformes; Adrianichthyidae
Gene: atp2a1l
Product: ATPase sarcoplasmic/endoplasmic reticulum Ca2+ transporting 1, like
Biological process (GO): calcium ion transport
Cellular component (GO): membrane
Molecular function (GO): ATP binding; ATP hydrolysis activity; P-type calcium transporter activity
Source: RefSeq, a predicted model, not a curated record